AUGUCGGGAGCUAUCUUUGCGCCCCUGGAGGGCCCGGGCGCCCUGGACGCGGCGAAUGGCCCUCCGCUCGUGUGCCCGCUGUGCCGCGCGCAGUACGAGCACCCCUGCCUGCUGGACUGCUUCCACGACUUCUGCGCCGGCUGCCUGCGCGGCCGCACCGCCGACGGCCGCCUCGCCUGCCCGCUGUGCCAACACCAGACGGUGGUGAAGGGCCCCAGCGGGCUGCCUCCGGUGGAUCGGCUGUUGCAGUUCCUGGUGGACAGCUCAGGGGAUGGUAUGGAGGUGGUGCGCUGUGCCAACUGCGACCAGGAGUGCGGCAAGCAGGACGCAGAGACCACGUACUUCUGCAACACGUGCGGUCAGCCGCUGUGCGCGCGCUGCCGUGAUGAGACGCACCGGGCGCGCAUGUUCGCGCGCCACGACAUCGUGGCCUUGGGCCAGCGCAGCCGCGACGUGCUCCAGAAGUGCACACUGCACGCCGAGCCCUACAUCAUGUUCUCCACCGACAAGAAGUCGCUGCUGUGCAUCCGCUGCUUCCGGGACAUGCAGGGGGAGAGCCGGGCUCACUGCGUGGACCUCGAGUCGGCGUACAUGCAAGGCUGCGAGCGGCUGCAGCAGGCGAUGCUGGCGGUGAAGGCCCUGCAGACCGCCACCCGGGAGGCCAUCGCACUGCUGCAGGCGAUGGUGGACGAGGUGCGACGCAGCGCGGCGGAUGAGGAGGCCGCCAUCCACGCCCUCUUCAGCAGCAUGCAGGACAAACUGGCAGAGAGGAAAGCGCUGCUGCUGCAGGCUGUGCAGAGCCAGUAUGAAGAGAAGGACAAGGCCUUCAAGGAGCAACUCUCCCAUUUGGCUACUCUGCUGCCCACCCUGCAGGUCCACCUGGUCAUCUGCUCUUCCUUCCUCAGCUUGGCCAACAAGGCUGAGUUCCUGGACCUGGGCUAUGAGCUGGUGGACAGGCUGCAGGGCAUCGUCACGGGGCCUCAUCGCCUACGGCCCGCGCAGAGCAGCAAGAUCGCCAGCGACCACCGCGCCGAGUUCGCGCGCUGCCUGGAGCCGCUGCUGCUGCUGGGACCGCGCCGGGCGGCGGGUGCCGGGGGCGGUGCCAGCACGCUAGCAGGGGGCUCGGGCCCCAAGGUGCUGAUGGGGCCCAGCUGCCCCUCCCCCGUGGGAAAGAUGUUGGGGUCACCGGUCCAAAAGCCCACGCUGCACCGGUCCAUCAGCACCAAGGUGCUGCUGGCAGAGGGCGACGAUUCUCCCUUCACGGAACACUGCCGCCACUUUGAGAACUCCUACCGGCGCCUGCAGGCAGAGAUGCAGAACCUGAAGGACCAGGUACAGGAGCUGCACCGGGACCUCACCAAGCACCACUCGCUCAUCAAGGCCGAGAUCAUGGGUGAUAUCCUGCACAAGUCCCUGCAGAUGGACACGCAGAUCGCCUUGGAGUAUGCUUCCGUGGAGGGCAUGAGAGCAGUCUUCCAGGAGAUCUGGGAGGAAUCCUACCAGCGCGUGGCUAACGAGCAGGAGAUUUAUGAAGCCCAGCUCCAUGACCUUCUCCAGCUGAAGCAGGAGAAUGCCUACCUGACCACCAUCACCAAGCAGAUCACGCCCUACAUCCGCUCCAUUGCCAAGGUGAAGGAGCGGCUAGAGCCCAGGUUUCAGGCCCCUGUGGAUGAACCGUCAGACCAUCUACAAAACACGCACGAUGAUGGCGUGAACGGCGAGGCCCAGGCCAGAGUCUCCGCUUUGAAACCUGCAAUGGAAAAAGAAAUCUCCUGA
Molecule: messenger RNA, 1776 nt
Organism: Mesoplodon densirostris (Blainville's beaked whale)
Lineage: Eukaryota; Metazoa; Chordata; Mammalia; Artiodactyla; Ziphiidae
Gene: RNF207
Product: ring finger protein 207
Exons: 17
Coding region: 1-1776 (591 amino acids)
Biological process (GO): regulation of cardiac muscle contraction; regulation of heart looping
Cellular component (GO): perinuclear region of cytoplasm
Molecular function (GO): Hsp70 protein binding; transmembrane transporter binding; zinc ion binding
Source: RefSeq, a predicted model, not a curated record